AUGGACGAUGACGAGAGAGCCACGGACUUGGCGGUCCACGAACCAUCUCAUCGCACGCGAUCAGGCAGCGCAAGUAGCGGCCACAAACGAAGCCUUUCCGGCUCCCUCCUCUCGAGACUUUCCUUCCUUCGCGUGAACCAGGCAACCCACACCUCCCUGGACCGACACAACCCAGAUAUGGAUCACGAUGGCGACGAAGACCUCCACUCCGGUAUGCCACAGAGUACAGGCAAAGGGGGAACAGCCAGCAGCCGGGCAAUGUCUGCCGCGCUUGCACAACAUCGAACGCGUCGCCGCCGUGGCUCCCUCCGCAAAACCGCAUUGUUAGGCACCAGGCUCGAAUCACGCGACAAAAGAGUGACCGCUAAAGCCACCGAAGCCCUCGAAGCCCUCCGCGCAGAACCCAACCGACUCCCCGCUGCCGACCUACAAGCGACUAUAAAACUAAAAGAUCAGAUCCUCUCCGAUAAUGGGCCUACACGUUACUCGCCGCGCGAGAGCGAGGCCUUUGACGACCGCGACAAUACCCAACAGCCAGCCUGGUUCAGCGCGGCAAAUACCCAGAAACCCAUCCGAUCCGCAAUAAGUCGCCGACGCCAGGGCCUUGCACAGCACAAUCUCCAAGAACCAGGCACUGACGACGAGGACCUCGUCUCCUUCCCUCGCCUCCACUCGAAUCCAAAUCCCACGGCGGCGGGCGCGGGCACCAGCCCCAAGAUCGGCUCUACAGCCGGUUUACACAUUUCCCCACCAUCCUCCAGCUCAGGUUCUUUCUAUCCGCUUCAACCUCAGCCUGAACCGGCAUACCUACCCGUCCACCGGCACAAGUCCUCCCCCCUGGUCACACAUCCGGUUGAAAUGAAGAGCAGUCCCGAUGUGGACGUGGACUACUCCGAGACCGAGUGGUGGGGCUGGAUUAUACUGAUUGUGACGUGGCUGGUCUUUGUUGUGGGCAUUGGAAGCUGCUUUGGGGUUUGGAGCUGGGCUUGGGAUGUCGGGGAGACGCCCUAUGCGCCGCCUGAGUUGGAAGAUGAUCCUACUUUGCCGAUUGUCGGCUAUUAUCCUGCACUUAUCAUUCUCACAGCUGUCAUGUCUUGGGUUUGGGUUGUUGUCGCAUGGGUUGGUAUGAAGUACUUCAAGCAUGCUAAUAUAUCCGGGGAUGAUAUUUGA
Molecule: messenger RNA, 1170 nt
Organism: Penicillium robsamsonii
Lineage: Eukaryota; Fungi; Ascomycota; Eurotiomycetes; Eurotiales; Aspergillaceae
Product: PIG-Y family protein
Exons: 1
Coding region: 1-1170 (389 amino acids)
Source: RefSeq, a predicted model, not a curated record